Messenger RNA from Strongyloides ratti, 561 nucleotides. Its product is annotated as Trafficking protein particle complex subunit 5. The transcript has 4 exons. NCBI's taxonomy places the organism in Eukaryota, Metazoa, Nematoda, Chromadorea, Rhabditida, Strongyloididae. Gene Ontology annotation, cellular component: TRAPPIII protein complex; TRAPPII protein complex; TRAPPI protein complex. The record is from RefSeq and is a predicted model, not a curated record. The coding region runs from base 1 to 561 and encodes 186 amino acids. Gene Ontology annotation, biological process: endoplasmic reticulum to Golgi vesicle-mediated transport.
AUGUUAAAAACGAAUAAAAAUACUGGAAUUCUUGAUAAAACAUUGAAUAAAUCACGGCCAAAAAUUAGUAUAACACCAUAUGUAUUUCUUUUUGGGGAAAUUGUUAAAUAUGCCCAACAUAAAGCAAAAAAUACAACAGAUUUCCAGGAAAUUUUGUCAAAUUUUGGAAAAUUUGUUGGAAGAAAAAGUCAUGAUUCAAUAUAUUUAAAAGAAAAAGGAUAUAAACGGGAUACAAAAUUUCAUAAUGUACUUCUAUUUAUCAAAGGUCCAAUGUGGAAAAAUUUAUGGGGUAAAGAGGUUGACAAGGUAGAAAGAAGUAAUGAAGAUCCAUGUAAAUAUUUUUUCUUUGAAAAAGAUCCUGUUAUUAAUACAUAUAUAUCACAGAGAAAAGAUAAAACAGAUAUUAAUUGUGCCACUUUUAAUGCCGGAAUAAUAGAGGCUAUAUUGACGGAAUUAGGAUAUCUUUGCAAAGUAAGUGCACAUUGGCAUAAUGGAACUACAUACAUGAUUCUUUUUGAGGAAGAUUACCCCUCAAAAGAAACAUUUUCUAAAACAAAAUAA